Didymodactylos carnosus is the source of this 279-nucleotide messenger RNA. The record is from the annotation of a GenBank genome assembly. NCBI's taxonomy places the organism in Eukaryota, Metazoa, Rotifera, Eurotatoria, Philodinida, Philodinidae.
AUGUUACAUUUAAAUCCAUAUACAGCUGUAUUUCCCGUUGGAAAUAAAACUGAAUUAUUACUGUCGCCUGAGCAUGGAACAAUUGAUGAUGUUAAAGCUGUGUGGAAUCCAAAUCAGAGAGAAGUUUUGUUUAUGAUAACAAGAAGAACAGAAGAACUUGAUAACAUAAAUUAUAUGAUUGGAGUUAACUUUGAUACAUUGAAAAUAUUGGAAAAGAAAGUAAUCACCAAAAAACAAGUACCAUUGUUUGAUAUGUGGGAAUAUUUUUAUUUCUCAUGA